AUGACACUGGUGGAUGGACCUACUGGAGACAGUGACGAUAUGAUCUGUGUGGCAUAUCGGCAUCAGUUUGAUUUAGUUAAUGAAAGUAUUGGGGAGUCCUAUAGACUGCAUCAUGUUGAAGCAAACAAAGUAAAUUUUGUUGCAGCUAUUGAUGUAUAUGAAGAUGGUGAAGCUGGCCUACUGUUAUGUUAUAACUAUGUUUGCCAAUAUAGAAAGGUGUAUCCUUUUAAUGGAGGUUCUCCACUCGUCCAGUCAUCGGCUUACGACUUUCACUUUAUCUGGAAUCAAGUUCCUUAUGCUGUUGUCUGUGCUUUCCCUUCUAUCCUUGCCUUCACUACUGAUUCCAUUGAGAUCCGAUUAGUGGUGAGUGGAAACUUAGUCCACACAGCAGUUGUGCCUGAGCUUCAGCUUGCAGUAUCAAGGUCAGAUAUUUAUUUGAAAGCUACUGCUGCAGUAAGGGGAUCAUCUCAUAGCAGUUCUAAGGAAAUGAGUUCAAGUUCUCCUCAAGCACCGACGGCUUAUGAAAUACCAGAAUGUCCUCUUUCUUCUUCAGAAGGUGAAGUUCCAGGCUGGAGAAGUGGGCCCACGUGAACCUGAUGAGGUUCAACAAGUCCAAGUGCAAGGUGCUGCACCUGAGUCAGGGAAAUCCCAGAUAUGAGGACAGACUAGGAGAAGCACUCAUUGAGAGCAGACCUGCAGAGGAGGACUUGGGAGUUCUGGUGGACAAAAGGCUCGACAUGAACCAGCAGCGUGCACUUGCAGGCCAAAAGGCCAACUGCAUCCUGGGCUGUAUCAACAGAGGAGUGGUGUCCUGGUUUCAGUUAGAACAGAAUUUUCUUCCUAGUAGCUGGUGGAAUGC
Anas platyrhynchos (mallard) is the source of this 859-nucleotide messenger RNA. The record is from RefSeq and is a predicted model, not a curated record. Lineage: Eukaryota; Metazoa; Chordata; Aves; Anseriformes; Anatidae.